Oldenlandia corymbosa var. corymbosa is the source of this 1516-nucleotide messenger RNA. NCBI's taxonomy places the organism in Eukaryota, Viridiplantae, Streptophyta, Magnoliopsida, Gentianales, Rubiaceae. The record is from the annotation of a GenBank genome assembly.
AUUUUAAAGAAUUUUUUUAGGGAAAACCCCUACAUUCUGGACGCCUUUUCAAAGCACGACGCUUAAGAUUUAAGUUAGAAUUCAGAAGUCAGACGCUGAGACCUUAAUCACACACAACCGAACAAACACUUCCACCGCAAAAGAGCAAGCUCUUUGAUUCCCUUUCGCACCUGGAGAGAAGUUAUGGAAGCGAAAUUUGUGGAAUUUUUCCAGUCCGUUGGGAAUUUUUUCACCGGCGGUGAUCACAUCCCUUGGGCCGAUGCCGACAUCGUAGCGGGCUGUGAACGUGAAGUUGCUGAGGCUGAAAAAGGCUCUUCUGAUGAGCUUAAAAGAGAAUGCAUCAUGCGUUUGUCAUGGGCUCUUGUUCAUUCCAAACGCCCUGAGGAUGUACAAAGAGGCAUAGCAAUGCUAGAAGCUUCUUUGAGUGGCGGUGCAAGCCCUCUGCAAAUGCGGGAAAGGAUUUAUCUUCUAGCUGUUGGUUACUACAGGAGUGGUGACUAUGCAAGGAGUAGGCAGCUUGUGGAGCGAUGUUUAGAGAUUGCACCUGAUUGGCGUCAAGCAUUGGGCCUUAAGAAAGCAAUUGAGGAGAAAAUCACAAAAGAUGGAGUAAUUGGGAUAGGGAUUGCUGCGACUGCUGUUGGACUUGUGGUAGGUGGAAUUGCUGCAGCACUUUCUCGCAAGAAAUGAUUUCAGAAGUGUAAAUCGCCAACUCAUGCGUCCAUUGUUUAUAAAGAUCUAGUUUCUCGCGGUAGCACAAUACCGAGGAAAUGACCCUAUAUUGCCACACAAUGCUGAAUCAUUAGUUUUUUACUUGCGUCUUAGUUCUUGCUAUCUAGUUUAUGAAUCAAUCACUGCUUCGACUUUGAAACAGUUUUUUUCCCUUGAGUUUCAUGUUGUUAAAGCCUUGAGUUCUAUUUUUAUUUUAAGUAUCGAUCAGAAACUUGUGAAAGUAAGCAUAACCCACUGUUGGGAUUACUAUGUAAUAGUUUUGUUUGGACAGGGAUGUUUUCUAUAUGUGCAACUUGCAUCUACGCCUGGUUAGUUUUAUUAUACUGGCACCAUGCUGUUAUCCUCAUCGAAAACUAUUUCGUUAAGUAUCUCAAAAGUCCUAUGAAGCCGGUGGAGUCCUUGCUUCUUGCUCUCAGUUUUAAGAAAAUAAUUUACAUCCUAAAUUGUGAAUUAUAUUCAAAACCAGUAUACAUUUAUAUGCAGAUUUGGAAAGGGGCCAAACUGAAAAGGGAAAUCUUUUGUCUGUUUUAGUAGCAUGCAUCUAUCUAGAUCAGUGCAGAAUGUGGUGAUGUUGAUCAAGAAGGAAGUCAUAAUUAGAGUUAAUGGGUUGCAAGAGAUCAGAUUAGUCCAUUGCUGAAGAGAAGUGUUGCAGUGUUUCUUUUAGCCUAGGCAGGUUAAUGUAGAACUCUGUUAGAUUAUCAUUAAAUAUACCAAAUGUACAAAGCUGAGUAGUAAAAUAGAGGUAAAGAUGAGACUUUUGGGUGUUUUAUUUGAUCUAUAAAAGUCU